UCAUAAGUCUUUCCAUGUUGACACUAAUAUGACUCUCUCUUGUAUGUAUGGAUAUAAGAGGUAGUUGAGCUCUCUCACCUACAAGGUUAGAUGUUCCCAGCUGCCUUAAUACAAGUACCACUCUCUCUCUAUCUCUGUCACACACACCCCACAGGUAUAGUUCAAGAGAAAAUCUAUAAUAACACUUGAGCCAAUGAAAAGAGAGACUAAGACUAUUGAACCAGCCAUGGCAAGUUUGCCCAUCAAGCAAGAGGUCAAUAAGGGUUCCUGGACACCUGAAGAAGAUAGAAAAUUAGCUGAGGUUAUUGCAAUCCAUGGCGCAAAAAGAUGGAAGAUGGUUGCUGCUAAAGCAGGCCUUAAUCGUUGUGGUAAGAGUUGCAGGCUAAGGUGGUUGAAUUAUUUAAGACCAAAUAUCAAGAGAGGCAAUAUAUCAGACCAGGAGGAGGAUUUGAUUCUUAGGCUUCAUAAACUACUAGGAAACAGAUGGUCCUUGAUUGCUGGAAGAUUACCAGGUCGAACAGAUAAUGAAAUCAAGAACUACUGGAAUUCUCAUUUGAGCAAGAAAAUAAAUAAAAAAGAGAAACGAACUGGAAUUUCAGCAAGAGAAAGAUCCAAAGAUGAGAAAGGGACAGUAGAGAAAUUAAGUAUUGCAGAGGUGAGAGAAGAGAACAACACAACUACUACCAAUAAUAGUAGUGGAGGUGAAGAAGAGCCCAGUAGCAGUUUUAAUGUAGAUGAUUUCUUUGAUUUCUCCAAUGAAGAUCCUUUGAACUUAGAAUGGAUGAGCCAAUUCCUUGAGCUCGAUGGUAGCUUCAGUAACAUGUCAUAAAACUGUAGUUUUUGUUCUUUUUUCUUUUUUUCCCCUUCCUUUGCCAUAAACAUAGUACACUGCUUGUCAAUGACAUAAUAAUGGUGUGCGAGAAAAUUUCAUCAUAUGUAACUUUUGUAAUCUGUGCAUGAAUUAAUUAGUAGAUUUCAAGUAAUUUCAACUUCCUUAAGAGCAGAAA
Ricinus communis (castor bean) is the source of this 1007-nucleotide messenger RNA. Its product is annotated as transcription factor MYB3. The record is from RefSeq and is a predicted model, not a curated record. Bases 194 to 829 code for a protein of 211 amino acids. The transcript is spliced from 3 exons. Lineage: Eukaryota; Viridiplantae; Streptophyta; Magnoliopsida; Malpighiales; Euphorbiaceae.